Messenger RNA from Mytilus trossulus (common blue mussel), 1277 nucleotides. RefSeq lists its product as uncharacterized. The transcript is spliced from 3 exons. NCBI's taxonomy places the organism in Eukaryota, Metazoa, Mollusca, Bivalvia, Mytilida, Mytilidae. The record is from RefSeq and is a predicted model, not a curated record. Bases 261 to 1007 code for a protein of 248 amino acids. Gene Ontology annotation, molecular function: zinc ion binding; nucleic acid binding.
UAGUAUCGGAAGCACAUGACUUGUUUGUGUUUGUUUAUGUUCAACACGUGUUGAUGAGCACAUGGUUGCAUACCUGGUUUGUUAUUGUAUGAUUUGAUUGGCUAUUGUAUGUCGCAAUGCAGGUAUUCUACCCGUUUGUACGAGGGUAGGAUCGUGAUUCUCGUGCAGAAUCUCAUUAUAAAUAUAAGAUAUUUUUAUAACCAGUUAUUCGAAGUUCUGCCUUUACAGAGUAGCAUACCUUCCGUUUCGUUAUACACAUAAUGACCGAAAACCACUCAGACGACGAGGACACUUUGCUUUUGCACGAGCCACCAGUACAUUCAGGUGCCAAGUCUAGUUCUGUACCACAGAUAAGUGAUCAAACUUUUGAACUUUUUACAUCUUAUUUUGAUAGUAAGAUUUCUUCUCUGAAGAACGAGUUAGUCUCCGGGAACGACUCCUUAGCUAAGAAGCUCAAGAAAGAGGUGUCUGUUAAGCUUAAGGGGGAAGGGAAUCAGAUUCAAUACUCCUUCAACUCAGAUAUAGUUUCCGAAUUGCAGAAACUUCAGAAGCGUACAUCCGCGGAAGAUUCCGUUAGCACCAAUUUGAUAUCGGGCCUUAUUCUUAAAAUCAACAGGAGGAAUAAAUUGAUUCGAAUUGCCGACAAGUCGCCAGCAGGCUGGUCCACAGUCAGAGAAUACGAAAGUGAUGACCUGGCAUCAGAUUCAGAAGAUGAAAAACGUUUACGGCAAGCAGAAAGCAGGGCCCUCAAGACAAUCAAAGAAAAGAAAACCCGUGGAAAACCUUACUCAAAACCGUCCGCCACCGUUUCUAGACCUGCCAACUCUACUGAUACUAGUAACAGUUACUAUCAGCCUUACAACGCUACUCAGCAGCCCUUUCCGAGGUUCCGUCGCCGCGAGGCGACCCCAUACGACACCUGUUACGAGUGUCACCAAACUGGCCACUUCAAGAGGAACUGCCCAAAAGCAACAAACAAACCAACCUUUGGAAACUUGUCAAAGUGAAAAGAUACAAGGUUUUGCAGAUGUUUUUAGUACUGGUCGUUGGUCUAAGGAUAAAAUACCACAGAAUGAAGCUCUUAGCAAUCUUGCAAAAUGUCUUCCAGAUUAUUGUUUAAAUUCUAGAGCUGAUAAUACUAGAAAGAAAUACAGAUUGUUGUUGAUUUUGAUUUUUAGUGGGAUGGAGUCCCGAUACGGUGUUUUGUUAUAUUGAGAAAAUUGUGUGAUUUACUAGGAGUAAUUUGAUGCAGAUGGAUGUUUGAAUGACAAUUGAAA